Molecule: messenger RNA, 2098 nt
Organism: Entelurus aequoreus (snake pipefish)
Lineage: Eukaryota; Metazoa; Chordata; Actinopteri; Syngnathiformes; Syngnathidae
Gene: gtpbp3
Product: GTP binding protein 3, mitochondrial
Exons: 11
Coding region: 209-1759 (516 amino acids)
Biological process (GO): tRNA methylation; tRNA wobble uridine modification
Cellular component (GO): cytoplasm; mitochondrion
Molecular function (GO): GTP binding; protein binding; GTPase activity
Source: RefSeq, a predicted model, not a curated record
UUUGAGCGAAAUGCAAACAACGACGGAGUCACGAGAAGCAUGUGCACGGCUGUUUGCCCUCUACAGUCCUACCUGUACAAUCAAUAGAUUCAUGGGUGUAUCCCCGUCACGUUUACUUGCAUGUGGCAUCCGAGUUGGACGACCUCAGUAUGUCAUGGAAAAGAAAAAGUAAAUGAACUAUUUUGUGUUGUUUAUUUGAUAAAACAAAAUGCUGCUACUACCAGCCAUACACCAUGGACUAUGGAGAGCUACAGUCAACACACUUAAUACAAGCAGAUGGACUCCUCUCUUCAGACACCUGUGUGAUAGAGUCCCUACUUCACUGGUAGAUGCUGAAACAAUCUUUGCAUUAUCAUCUGGCCAUGGAAAGUGUGGAGUCGCUGUGGUCCGCAUCAGUGGACCCGCAUCCACCACAGCUCUUAGAUGUAUGGCCGGCCAUACACGCAGGCUGCCUGCUCCACGCACUGCCUUAUUAAGGAGCAUCAAGCAUCCUCACUCUGAAGAGGUGCUGGACCGUGGCCUUGUCCUUUGGUUCCCAGCCCCCCACAGUUUUACUGGAGAGGACAGUGUUGAGUUUCACAUCCAUGGAGGUCCUGCUGUUACUGCUGCUGUCCUACAGGCACUCGGAAGCGUGCCUGGCAUGAGGCCUGCUGAGGCUGGGGAGUUCACGCGAAGAGCCUUUCAAGCAGGGAAACUUGACCUGACGGAGGUGGAGGGACUCGGGGAUCUGAUCCACGCUGAGACAGAGGCCCAGAGGAGACAGGCACUUAGGCAAAUGUCAGGAGAACUCGGUCGUCUCUAUCAGGACUGGAGUCACAAACUGAAAAGAUGUCUUGCCCAUGUGGAAGCCUUCAUAGACUUCAGUGAGGAUGAGCUCAUUGAAGAUGGAGUCUUAAACAAAGUUGACGCAAUGGUCCGUGAUCUGCAAGGCGAGAUGGAGCGACACCUACAGGACGAGAGGAGGGGCGAACGACUACGUAGCGGUGUGCAGGUGGUCAUCGCAGGAGCCACCAAUGCUGGGAAAAGCAGCCUCCUCAACAUGCUGUGCCGGAGACCUGCAGCUAUUGUGUCCCCCAUUGCUGGAACCACCAGGGAUGUAGUAGAGACGUCUCUGGACAUCGGCGGCUUUCCUGUACUCUUGAGUGACACAGCUGGCCUCAGAGACUGUGUGGACCUGGUUGAGCGAGAGGGGGUCCGUCGAGCUCGUGAAAGAGUUGAGCAAGCAGACCUGACUUUGGUGGUCGUCGAUUGCAGUUGCCUCCCCAUGGAUGUCCAGCAAGCUGCAGCCUUUCUUCAGGACCACUUGGGAAGUGUCCUGUCCACUCAGGAGCACAUUCACAUCGCAUUACAGUCUGACAGGUGCCUUCUUGUCCUGAAUAAGGUGGACCUGCUGCCUGAGGAGCAGGGACAAAUGCUGAAAAAGGAGCUGGGCUGCGUCUCUGGGCUUCCUGUGUGUGUGAUGUCCUGUCACACUAAUGAAGGACUUCAAGCCUUCCUCACAACGCUGCACAACCGAGUCAAGACACUGUGUGGAAAUCCCCUGUCUGAUGCCCCCACCCUGACCCAGGCACGCCACAGGGCCCACCUGCAACACUGUGUCGCCUCCCUGGAUCAGUACCAGCGAUACCGUGACCUCGACCUCGCUCUGGCAGCAGAGGGCGUCCGAUUGGCGCUCACCAGCCUGGGCCGGAUCACUGGAAAGAUCGGACCGGAGGAGAUCCUGGAUAUCAUCUUCAAAGACUUCUGCAUUGGCAAAUAGUCAAGAGGACUGUAGCUCCAUGUGAGUAAGUCAUUCAGCAAUAAUAAUAAUAAUCAUACUUAAGAUAUUCAAGUGAGCUGCAUUCUUGUUACUGCUAGAGGGAAGUAAAGGCAUAGAAGCUUGGUACCAUGCCAGGCUUUGUGGUCUAUAAAGAACACAAUCCAUGUUUCAAAAAAACAAUGUCACAGCCUGUGAUAGGUGGAUAUUAGGCCCUUGGGUACUUUCAAACUAAAUUUACAGCAGUGCAAGGUCACACACUCGGAAUUCUAUUUUGUUCAAUCGGAACAUGCUUUUCUGUUCUCAUCUCGUAUGAAAUACAGCAUUCUAUUCAAGUCAAAC